CAGCUCUACCUCCGCCUGACCGCCACCAUGCGUCACCUUCUCGCCGCUCUCCGCCGCAGUGAUCGGCGUCACAUAUGUAUAACUCACCCAAUCUAUUAUAUUCCUUUUGCGCACUACCGGCCGCAGAAACCCCAACCACCUCCAUCGCCACCAUUGCCGCCAAAACCCCCUAAAAAGCCGGCAACCUUCACUCUCCACGGCGAGUCAUGGGAGGACCCCUACAGUUGGAUGUCCCAGCUCAACGACAAGGUUGCAAUGCGCCACAUGGAUGUUUACAUGGAGCAAGAGGAGAAGUACACUGAAGCCGUUAUGUCUGACACCGAACGCCUUCAGUCCAAGCUUCAAUCAGAAAUGGCCUCUCGCAUGGCUUAUGACCUUUCUACCCCUCCCCUUCAAUGGGGCCCCUGGUUGUACUAUAGGCGAGUAGAAGAGGGGAAACAGUAUCCAGUGUUGUGCAGGAGGUUAGUGAGCACAAAUGAAGAGUUUAUAUCUCAUAAAUCUCCUUCAGCAGGGUUUGAUUUUACUUCUGGAAAGAGAAUUGAGCAAAAGCUGCUUGAUUACAACCAAGAAGCUGAAAGAUUUGGAGGUUAUGCAUAUGAGGAAUUAUCAGAAAUAUCCCCAGAUCAUCGAUAUCUUGCUUACACUAUGUAUGAUAAAGACAAUGAUUACUUUAAAUUAUCUGUAAGGGACUUGAAUUUUGGUUCUCUGUGUACUAAGCCUCAGGUUGAUCGGGUGUCAAAUAUAGCUUGGGCAAAAAAUGGACAAGCUUUACUUUAUGUUGUUACUGACCAUCAAAAGAGGCCUUGCCGGUUAUACUGUAGUAUGCUUAAUACAGAUGAAGAAGAUGUAUUGCUUUUAGAAGAACCUAACGCAAGUGUCAAUUUGAACAUAAGACAUACAAAGGACUUUCUCUUUGUUACUGUAAAUGUGCUUGCAACUACAUUUUCCAAGGUCUUUCUGAUAGAUGCCUCUGAACCUUUGUCUGGUCUUAAACUGGUGUGGGAAUGCGAAGGGCAAGCCCAUUGCAUAGUUGAGCAUCAUCAAGGUUAUCUUUACCUGUUUACGAAUGCUGCAAAAAAUGGCCAAUCUGUUGAUUCUCAUUAUCUUUUACGUGCUCCUGUUAACUAUCCAUUUGAUCAAAAAAAGUGGGAGAAUGUUUUUGUUGAUGACUCAGAGGUCAUUGAAGAUGUUGAUUUUAGCAAUACGCAUAUGGUGCUCAUAGUGCGAGAUGGGCGAAAGUUUAGGCUUUGUUCUGUUCCUCUGCCUCUGCCCAGUGGCAAGGUAGGGAUUCGACUAGAAGAACUUAAUCCACAGUUUUUGCCUCUCCCUGAUAAUGCUUGUCAAAUUUUGCCUGGACCAAAUUAUGACUUCUAUUCCUCUACAAUGCGAUUCACAAUUUUAUCUCCUGUGAUGCCUGAUGCAGUUGUUGAUUACAACUUAUCAAGUGGAAGCUGGAAUAUUGUUCAACAACAGAACAUGUUUCAUGAACGAACAAGAUUGCUAUAUGGAUCAGCUUCUUCUGGUAAUGAGAAGUCAUCAACUGCAGGCUCUACUAAGCUAGCCAGUGCUGAAAAUUAUCAAUUGUGGAGUGACCUCUCUGAGAUUUAUGCAUGUGAGCAUUUUGAUGUCACAUCUCAUGAUGGGGUAACAGUUCCUUUAACGGUUGUAUAUUCUAGAAGGGGGAAAAAGCAAGCAGAAAAUCCCGGGCUACUUCAUGUACAUGGAGCUUAUGGUGAGAUCCUAGAUAAACGGUGGCGCACUGAGUUGAAGAGCCUGCUUGAUCGUGGUUGGGUUAUUGCAUAUGCUGAUGUCAGGGGUGGAGGUGGUAAGGGUCAAAAGUGGCAUCAUGAAGGCAGGUGCUCAAAAAAGAUCAAUUCCAUUUAUGAUUAUAUAUCAUGUGCUAAAUAUCUGAUAGAGAGGGAAAUUGUUGAAGAAACUAAGCUAGCUGGUUGGGGAUACAGUGCUGGAGGUCUAUUGGUUGCUUCUGCCAUUAAUUUUUGUCCAAGUUUGUUUCGUGCUGCAGUUUUGAAGGUUCCAUUUCUGGACCCAAGUAACACACUUGUCUCCCCGAUUCUACCACUUACACCUGCCGAUUAUGAGGAGUUUGGGUACCCUGGGGACAUUGAAGAUUUUCAGGGAAUGCGGAAAUAUUCACCAUAUGAUAACAUACAAAAAGAUGUUGUUUACCCAGCUGUGUUGGUGGCAUCAUCAUUUAAUACACGGUUUGGAGUAUGGGAAGCAGCAAAGUGGGUUGCUCGGGUGCGUGAAUACUCGAUUUAUGAGCCAAAACGUCCAAUACUACUGAACUUGACAGCUGAGAUAGUUGAAGAAAACAGAUAUCUGCAUUGCAAGGAGAUGGCAUUAGAGACGGCCUUUCUCAUCAAGAUGAUGGAAACAUAAUCAGCUUCGACCACGCAUUUCUGAAAUUCCACAACUGCAUAAAUACUUGGCCAGGCCACUUACCUAGUACACCUUCAUCCCCUUUGCAGAAAGUAGUUUUUUUUUUUUUUUUUUUUUUUUAAAUAGUACUACAGGUUCUGUUACCAUGCAGAAAGUAACGUUGUAAUUUCACAACUGCAUAAAUCUCUAUAAGUAUUGUUAUUUUUUAGUUUUUAAUCAA
Messenger RNA from Ipomoea triloba (trilobed morning glory), 2620 nucleotides. Its product is annotated as protease 2. Gene Ontology annotation, molecular function: serine-type endopeptidase activity. The record is from RefSeq and is a predicted model, not a curated record. Lineage: Eukaryota; Viridiplantae; Streptophyta; Magnoliopsida; Solanales; Convolvulaceae. Bases 28 to 2400 code for a protein of 790 amino acids. Gene Ontology annotation, biological process: proteolysis. The transcript has 11 exons.